This is a messenger RNA of Penicillium pulvis, 2457 nucleotides long. RefSeq names its product putative C2H2 transcription factor (Ace1) (gene ace1). The coding region runs from base 1 to 2457 and encodes 818 amino acids. Lineage: Eukaryota; Fungi; Ascomycota; Eurotiomycetes; Eurotiales; Aspergillaceae. The transcript is spliced from 3 exons. The record is from RefSeq and is a predicted model, not a curated record.
AUGUCGAAGCCCCAGGCUGAAAAUGCCCGUGUUCAUCCGCGUCGCCGGCCUGUUUUAAACGCGGACCUUCCUUCUCUAGUCACCGAGUCAGCUGAAUCCUCCAAGAUGGGUUUGAAGAAAGGAGAAACUUUCCAUACUCCAACCUCUCCUCCAUCGAAUGAUCGUGACCCGGUCUUGAACAUUCGAUCUUUGCCUCGUCGUUGUCCAACUUCGCUUGAGGCCAUCGCUGCCAGCGAAGAGCGCAUGACGUCGAUCCUAAACCGGUUGACCUUGGACUCCCCCGAAGACAGUGGGGAAGAACCAUCUGAUAGUACUGAACGUGCUUCGAAAGCUGCCACUGGACCAGCAUCUUCUUCCAGUAGAUCACGUCGAUCUUCCGUUGGCGAUGAUUCGAAAGAGAAAGCCCAAAGCCAGGAGCAUGGUCACGAAUCAGAUAGUGGUCUGGGCACAUCCGUUAGUAGUAAUGAGGAGCUGGCAGCAGAAACAACAGGAAAUGAAACACCACAGUCCCCGAUCACCAGCCCGAUAUCUACUUUUGAAGUCGGCACCACGGCUAAGCGACAACUCUCCUUGACCGCUUGCAAACAAAUCGAACGUUACAUACUUGUUCCCAUACUCAAGGACCCGAAGCUCAAACCUUUCCACCCAUUAGUGAAGUCAAUUCCGUCGCGCAUUCUGAAUCGGCAUAUAUUGUGCCUAAGGGAUGUGGAGAAGUCGUUGCUUUGGCUUGCUCCUAGGUUCUCCAACUCUCGACACCAAUAUCUCAACUUCGCCGAAUUUACGAUUCAGUGCUUGCACACGUCAGCUGCUCAUCUUAACGAUCGCGACCAGCGGCUACCUACCGAUCGACCAUACACUAACGGAUACUUCCUCGACCUUGUUUCACAGGUUCGACGAUACGCAGCCAUGAUACGUGCCAACCGUGAGCGAGCCGAACAGGCUCAGCCCCAAACCACAGCUUCCGACAAGGAGAAUAAGAUUUCGCUUGUUCCCAGCGCCGCUCUGGAGGGUGGUCUCUCCAAGAAUGGCAAACCCGCUGAGCUUGUUGUGAUGCAAGAUGGCAAGGCCAUCUCCAUGCGUACCGGCCUACCAUUCGUUGCUGAAGACACUCCUGCUACUUUCAAACGUACCAUCAGCUUCGACGAAAGAGCUGAUGAGGGUGUCCAGCGUUCUAUGGCUCGGCGCAAGAAGAAUGCCCCGCCCAUGGAUAUCAAUCAAAAGUGCAGCCACUGCGACAAGGUCUUCAAGCGCCCGUGCGACUUGACCAAACAUGAAAAGACUCACUCCCGUCCGUGGAAGUGCUCCGAUUCGACUUGCAAAUACUAUCAGAUUGGCUGGCCAACUGAGAAGGAACGCGAUCGCCACGUCAACGACAAGCACUCCGACACGCCUGCACUGUACAAGUGCAAUUUCCAGCCUUGCACCUACGCUUCGAAACGUGAGAGCAACUGCAAGCAGCACAUGGAAAAAGCUCAUGGUUGGGUAUACCUUCGAUCCAAGAACAAUGCCCGUGGGGACAGCAAACGUGCAUCCUCCAACCAGGCCUCUCGCACUCCUAGUGUGUCUACUCCAGCUUCGAAAUCCGUCGAUUUCCCUACUCCGAUGACUGGCCCCAGCCCCUCUCCUGGCCCGAGUUCGUCUAUGUUCCCUGAUUCGCUUCCUUUCAAUUUCAAUGAUCCUCCUAUCGCCCACAGCGAUGACUACCCACGCCUGUUUGAGACUUCGCCCUAUCCCAGCUCUUCCGCCGGCAUGAGCAACGAUAUCAGCUUCCCAACCUCCGUCAACCUCGACUCCUUCCAAACCCAAUUCGAGUCGGGCGAUCCUCACGGACUGAUUCCUUCUCUGGAAAUGCACCGUCAGUCGAUGAACUCGAUCUCGGUGCCUUCUGCCGAGUCUGUCCCUGAUCUCAUGGGUAUGUCUGGUUACGAUGGCUCUCCUAUGGCCGCUACAGACAACAGUCUCAACUUUGACUUUGAGUGGGGUAACCUGGACUACUCCGAAGUGGAUGCGGAUUAUACUUCCCUCAACAUGCAGCUGCAGACUCCUGCCCAGUCCGAGCAUAUCUACAAGGGAUAUUCGGGGCAAAUGGCGACAGGUCCAUCUCACCUGUCCAUGACUGCUCCCCACAAGAUGGCUGGUCUUUCUCCCAAUGCGCAGGGUAACCCUAUGCUGUACUCCCCUGGCUCCGAGCACUAUGAGUACAGUGCCCAGCAUCAGAAUGGCAACGACUUCAUGCUCUAUGGCGAGCAUGCUGGUAUGCAGAUGGCCCAGAUGAUCCCUUCCAUGACCCAGCACCAGGCCACUCGUCAGUAUGCCCAGGCUCAGACCAUGUUUCCCCCUCUCACUGAGCAGGAUGCCGUUCUCCAGGGCCUGCAGUCCUGGGCUACUGAGCCUCGCCAGGGAAAUAAGCCCGAGUCCUACAUGCACCACGAUAUGGAGCUUGAAUUCAUGAAGUAG